Messenger RNA from Copidosoma floridanum, 1773 nucleotides. RefSeq names its product sideroflexin 2 (gene Sfxn2). Gene Ontology annotation, cellular component: mitochondrial inner membrane. Gene Ontology annotation, biological process: monoatomic ion transport; serine import into mitochondrion. Gene Ontology annotation, molecular function: monoatomic ion transmembrane transporter activity. The record is from RefSeq and is a predicted model, not a curated record. Lineage: Eukaryota; Metazoa; Arthropoda; Insecta; Hymenoptera; Encyrtidae.
CCGGCCGAGUUGGAGCGCCUUGGAAACACUUUGGAAUCACAUUUGUACUGCAGUACUUAGAAUGUGUCAGCUCGCAGCGUGACCAUUACUUACUGUCAUAUACAUACAUAUACAUAAACUCCCUUUGGACCGUGAUUUAUAUUAUGGACUCGUGCACGAGGACAUACACGUAGUACAUGGAGGGGGAGGGGAUGUCAAGGGUGUAUACGUGCGCGCGUGCGUUUCUCGGCUCCUGGUGCUUUCGUAGUGGUUGAGAAACCGAGGCUUCGGAUAUCUUCGAGACGCUCCGGCGGCUGUGCAACCGAUUCAAAUAUAUAAUAUAUAUAUAUAUAUAGGGAUACAAUAAUAAUACAUUUCCGGAGAAAUUCGAGGCAUUAGUUUUAUAAUGGCGAGCAACGGGGAAAGGCUGGAUCUGGACAAGCCGCUCUGGGACCAGAGCACCUUCCUGGGCAGGUGGAGGCACUUUGCCUGGGUCACGGAUUUCCGCACGUGCGUCAAGCCCGAGGAGGAGCUUUGGCGGGCGAAAGAACUUUGCGAAAAGUAUAGACUGGGCAAGGAGCCAGCCGGCACGACCAGAGAACAGAUCAUAUACGCGAAGAAGCUGUACGAGUCGUCGUUCCAUCCGGACACCGGGGAACUGCAAAAUGUUUUUGGCAGAAUGUCGUUCCAAGUGCCCGGUGGCAUGGCCAUCACUGGCGUCAUGCUACAAUUUUACAGGACAACGACGGCAGUUGUGUUCUGGCAAUGGGUGAACCAGUCGUUCAACGCGUUGGUGAACUACACGAACCGUAACGCCAACAGCCCGGUGACGACGAGCCAACUGGCGGUAGCUUACAUGAGCGCCACAACAGCCGCGAUGAUCACUGCCAUUGGAUGCAAGACUUUCUGGCAAAAAAGGGCGAAUCCCCUCAUGGCUAGAUACGUGCCGUUUGCUGCUGUGGCAGCCGCAAAUUGCGUCAAUAUUCCGCUCAUGAGGCAGAACGAGAUUCUAGGCGGUAUCGACCUAACGGAUGACGAGGGUAAAAAGCUCACCAAGUCAAAGCUGGCGGCUGUGAAAGGCAUUAGCCAGGUCGUGAUCUCGAGGAUUAUCAUGUGCGCACCGGGAAUGGUUCUACUGCCUCCAUUGAUGGAGAGUUUAGAGAAGAAGCGAUGGAUGCAAAGAAUCAAACCACUUCAUGGGCCUUUCCAAGUACUCAUGUGCGGUAUCUCAUUAACAUUGAUGGUGCCAACUGCCUGUGCCCUGUUUCCUCAAAAAUGUUCGAUUUCUACAAAAACACUGGAAAAGUAUGAGCCGGAAAAUUACGAAAUACUGAAAGCAAAUUGCAAAAAUGGAAAAAUACCAGAGUAUCUUUAUUUCAAUAAAGGUCUGUAAAUUAGUGAGCUAUAUAAAUGUACAUACCUAUAUUUUACAAGAGAAAAGCAAUUGAUGAAGUGGUAUACCAACACUAUCCUAAAGCAAGUUCAAAUGAGAAUAAAGAUUUUUAUUUUUAUGAUGUGUUACGAUCUUCUCUCCUUGAUGGAAUUCAAGAAAAUACAAUAAUUAGUGGUAAUUUGUCGAGUCUCAAAGUGAGAAUAAAAGUUAGAGUUGUGAAAUGGAUAUUUUAUGAUAUCUGAAAAUGUUUAAUUCAGAAAUCUAUGUUUUUGCUCUUGUCUUCCAAAUAAAAAGAAAUAAAGCAAAGUAGCACAUUACAUUACUGGUUGCAUUUAAUAGUUUGUUGUUUAUUUCUAAGAGGCAAUUUUUUAUUCGUUGCCUGAUGAAAAAAAAAAAAAAAA